CACUGCUAGUAGCUAUAGUUCAUACCCAUGUGCUGGUCCUUACCAACCUGUCAAUAUUGUGAUGUUACAAUGGCUUGCGAAGGUAGAGCUGAUCCGUCUUACACUGCUAGUAGCUAUAGUUCAUACCCAUGUGCUGGUCCUUACCAACCUGUCAAUAUUGUGAUGUUACAAUGGCUUGCGAAGGUAGAGCUGAUCCGUCUUACACUGCUAGUAGCUAUAGUUCAUACCCAUGUGCUGGUCCUUACCAACCUGUCAAUAUUGUGAUGUUACAAUGGCUUGCGAAGGUAGAGCUGAUCCGUUUUACACUGCUUGUAGCUAUGUAUUAUAGUGUUCUCGGCACUUGACAUCCUGUCAAUGUUGUGAUGUUUACAGAAACUUGACGAAAGUGUGGCUGAUCUUUCUUACAAUGCUAGUAUGUAUAGAUCAUAGUAUUCACAACUCAUGCCAUCCUGUCAAUAUUGUAAUGUUUACAGGGCAGAGGUGGGGCUGAUCCUUCUUACACUCCUUGUACCUUUAGCACAUGGUAUGAUCGGCCCUUGUCAUCCUGUCACUACUGUGAUGGAUCUCAACGUAAAGAAGUGGCCUGGAGAGAUGUACUACAACUUGAUGACUAACGACCCGGGCCAGCGAUGUUCAUGGGUCUACCGUUACCUCAUCCACGACGAUGAACACGAUAGGGUGCUUCUGGGAGAGGAGUACAGACACAUUGACAAUGGCACAGAGAUAGUAGAGAAUCUAAAGGGCAUGUACGUUGGGAAAGGACACUACAUAUUCACCGAUAAAGACGUUGAAUCUUCUGCGUACGUCCAUUUCUUCAACUUAUAUUACGACCCUCCUCAUCUGGAUUGUCAUUACAUAUGUUCUGACGACCCUGUCUACGAGGACGGCCGAGGAACGUUCGUUUGCAAAAGCAAAUAUCCAGAUGCAGUCAAGAAGUACUCAAGAAAAAUAAUGAAGAUUGCAAAACAAAAUGGGUUUGACCUGAAUGACCUGAUGAUAGUAGACAACUGCAAGUGUGGAAACCUACCGUACAAGUUUGGGUCUAGCACAUGCAAGCGUACAACUGUAGAUAGCUUCUUUUCACCAUACAUAAAGCUUCCCCUGCCCCCACCCGCUGAUGCAGUUAAUGAUACACUGUCCAGUUAGUUUAUGCUCACGUGUCUUGUACAGUUAUUCAGACAAAUAAAUAGUUUAAAAGUA
Messenger RNA from Homalodisca vitripennis (glassy-winged sharpshooter), 1200 nucleotides. RefSeq lists its product as uncharacterized. The coding region runs from base 442 to 1146 and encodes 234 amino acids. NCBI's taxonomy places the organism in Eukaryota, Metazoa, Arthropoda, Insecta, Hemiptera, Cicadellidae. The transcript has 5 exons. The record is from RefSeq and is a predicted model, not a curated record.